Messenger RNA from Zea mays, 1322 nucleotides. RefSeq lists its product as uncharacterized. NCBI's taxonomy places the organism in Eukaryota, Viridiplantae, Streptophyta, Magnoliopsida, Poales, Poaceae. Gene Ontology annotation, cellular component: chloroplast. The coding region runs from base 25 to 948 and encodes 307 amino acids. The transcript is spliced from 9 exons. The record is from RefSeq and is marked validated.
CACGCACAAAAUUGCCGUUUCCGAAUGGCCACGGCCGUGCUCCGCCGCCCAUUCCUCGCCGCGCUCCUCCUCCCCGCCGCCGGAGGGGCGUCCGGGACCUCCUCCUGGUUCCGUCCCCGGAGACGUAGGUCCUCUCCUUCCGUGCGCGCGGUGUCUUCCGACUCCCCCAAGCCCGUCGCCUCCACUUCCUCCCCCACCGGCGGUGACAGCCCCGACGAGGAACCACCGGUCCUACCGCUCCUCCAGGAGCUUGCGGAUUGCUUGAUUCUUCCGCCCAAGCUCCUCGCUCAGCUCCCGAGCGACCUUCGUCUCGACCUCAAUGACGCUGCGUUUGAUCUCUCCAACGGGCCAGUUCUCGACGAGUGUGGCCAAGAAGUGGGUGAUCUGCUCCUGAACCUGGCAAAAGCAUGGGAGUUAGCUGAUACGUCAACAUCAAAUAGCAUUGCCAAGCAGCUGCCGUUGAUGGAGCCCUACUUGACGCGCAGCGCCAAAUCAGCGUUUGGCAAGCGGCUGGUGUCAGCUGGAAGGAGGUUUCAGUCAAUGGGACAGUACAACCAGGGAGAACUCAAAAAGAUUGCUGAAACAAUGAUCAAGAAUGGUAAGCUGCUAUCGAAACACCCAGUGGUUCAAUCUGAUGUUCAGGCUAUGAAAGAAAAAAGGAGACUAAAGUUUGGAGAACUUGAGUUCGGAGUGACUGCUCAAAGUGCCACUAUCGGUUCUGCAGUAGCGGCAAUUUUUGGAUUAAUCUCAUGGCAACUAGCACGAGGCGUGCAAAGUAUUCCUGACAAUACAACGCAAUACACAAAUGACAAUGCACUGCAGUUGGCCAAGUCGCUCAAGACCGCACUGCUUGUUCUUGGCUACACAUCUACCGGCCUAUCCUUAUUCGCGGCUUUUGGGCUGCUGUUGCUAGCCCAGCAGAUUAACUCUGAGAACAAAUCGGAGUAACUGACAGGCACUCGCUGAAGUUGUGGACCUCAUGCCUUGCCUUUCUAUGCUCCAAUGAGGCAAACGUUCAUAGGGAAUUGCAUACACUGGGACCUUGUGUGUAUCAGUGCAUGCAAUGUUCUGUAUAAAAAUAAAGAGCCAAUUGUUUGUGAUUACGGAUAAAAUAAUCGGUGGAGAUAUUGAAGCAAACAUGGAAGUCAGCCUGGGACUGACUGAAGAACAAAUUGUUAGUGAACGCAACAGGGAACUGCUUGUAUUCAAAAUUGUGCUUUCGGAGUGUGGUACUGCUGUUACUCAUCAAAACUGAAAAAAAUCGUUCUUACCAUCAUAAUUAAGUAUGAUGAAUGAGUAUAUAUUCUGCAUGGUUUUUUUUU